AUGUCAAAUGAUCCAGCGAUUAAAAUGUCACGCUCUAGUGGUGUGGUGGUUGAAAAUGCUCCAAUAAGUGGUGAUGAAAAGGAGCAAGUGCAGCCAACGAGGAAGAAGAAAUUACUGGAAAGGAGUUUAGUUAGUUAUGGCGAUAUGGAGAUGUUCGAUGAUGUUUAUGCGGAUUUCUAUGCUGAACCCUCGUAUUCAUCGAAUCAGCAGAAACCGACUGUCCACACUUCUAAGGCAUCAUUCAGUGAAGCAAAUGCUCAUCAACCGUUCUCGAGCAAUGACGAUGAGAUGACUGAAAACGAUCGAAACGAUGAUCAUCAAGAUGGUGAGGAUGAUGACGAGCGGUUGCUAUCGAUGGACGAGAAGUUGAAGUUCGAUUUCGGUUUUGAUGAGAAACGUGACGCGCAUUUGAUUGCCAAGAACUGUUUCAGUGUGUUCGCGAAUGAUCGGGUGAUUUAUUAA
Molecule: messenger RNA, 462 nt
Organism: Anisakis simplex (herring worm)
Lineage: Eukaryota; Metazoa; Nematoda; Chromadorea; Rhabditida; Anisakidae
Source: the annotation of a GenBank genome assembly